This is a messenger RNA of Suhomyces tanzawaensis NRRL Y-17324, 1543 nucleotides long. RefSeq names its product dihydrodipicolinate synthase family protein. The record is from RefSeq and is a predicted model, not a curated record. Gene Ontology annotation, molecular function: 4-hydroxy-tetrahydrodipicolinate synthase activity. The coding region runs from base 188 to 1147 and encodes 319 amino acids. NCBI's taxonomy places the organism in Eukaryota, Fungi, Ascomycota, Pichiomycetes, Serinales, Debaryomycetaceae. The transcript has a single exon.
CAGAGUUUUUAGGUGUACCCCAGAUCAUUUUCGAAUCUCCUCCCCCACCAAACUGGAGCCGCGUCCCCCACCACAGAUCCCCCAUCAAAACCGAUUGCGGGGCUGAAGCGGCACCAAAGCCGUAGACUUAUAUAUAUGCUUCUGGCUGGGUGGUGAUUUGUAAGAGAAAGAUCCUGUCGCUACUAUCAUGAUCCAAGCUGUCCCCGAAUCUCCAGUCGCCGUUGUCCCCGACGGCAUCUAUACCCCCAUCAUCACCUACUUUUUGGACGAUGGCCUCCACACUUUGGACACCAAAACCCAGGUAAAGCAUGCCACCAUGCUCUACCAGAAGGGUAUCCAGGGUUUGGUGGUAUCCGGGUCCAUGGGGGAGGCUGCGAAUCUCACUAUGGGUGAGAGGCUCGCAUCGUUGAAGGCUAUUCGUGAUGCGAUUCCUGACAGAAACUUUAAGAUCAUUGCGGGAGUGCCACCUCUGAGUGCCCGAGACGUGAUCGAGGAAUCGAAGUUGGCUGCUGAAGUCGGCGCUGACUUCCUCAUUGUGUUGGUUCCGGGAUUUUUUGGUCCCAAUUUGGUCAGCCAGGAUGGCCUUGUCGAUUACUUCAAUGAAGUUGCUGACAGCUCCCAUCUCCCAAUCAUUAUCUACAACUUCCCAGGAACGUGCAACGGGGUCGAUAUUAACAUUGACACCUUCCUUGCGUUAUCUGAAAACCCCAACAUCGUGGGUGUCAAGCUCACGCACUUCAACUUGGCUACCUACACACUCUUGGGCCAGAACAAGCGUUUUAAAGAAAACAACUUCAAGCCAUUCACUGGCCUUGGUCAGGUCUUGAUUCCAGCUCUUUCGGUAGGUUUAUGUGGGGCCAUCGAUGGGUUGUCUGGAAUUUUCCCCAAGACGAUGCUUCAGCUCUACAAGCUUUACAAAGAGGGCAAAAAUGCAGAAGCUGCUGCCUUGCAGCACGCAGUCACUUUGGUAGACGAAAUGAUUUCCGAGUUGAAUGUGGUUGGUGUCAAGCGUGCCGUACAUGAGAUCCACGGGUUUGGCGAACUCUUAUCCGGCAGGCCACCAUUAAGUAAGGUUGCAGAUGCCAAAGCAUACAGUAAGCACGAAGCCAACAUCAGGGCAUUGCACAAAAUCGAAAAGUCCUUAUAGGCUAUUAAGUAGAACCAAUAAAGAACAAAAAUACCUAGAUAAACCGUAGUUCAAUGAACCGGGUAGCCGAUGCGAGGCAAGUGUAACGUCGAAUAGUUCUAUUAAGCAGCGCAGAACAACAUAUACAAGGAGCAAUUCUACCAGGAGGUCACACUACUGGUCUCAGCUUCGGUUUUUUCAACUACACUCUAACUCGCAGCACACCACAUGCGGGCUAUUACCUUGUUCCCCAGAAAUUGAAAAGGUUAUCCAACCCCAUCAAUAAUGAAAUCACCGACCCCCUUUGUCCCAGAAAUCAAACAGUUCGUAUUUUCCCCACAAAUUAAUUGCUGAUCCCCACCCACCCCAUCAAUUUCGAAAUCGGCGCCCUCGUAUUUUCCCCAGGGAUAACCAGCG